AUGAAAGCCUUGACUCUAGCAGUCCCUAUUAGCCAUGAAGAUGGUAAAGAGGUGCCGAUUCAAGCAGAAGCCCCAAAGAGUAUAGUUACCAUAAAUGGGCUCAUUCUGGCGUGCCCAUGCUUAUUUCAGCUGGCUUCUCCCUGUUUAGCUAUUUUCCAUUUUCAUGUGAGAAAUGGUCCUGUCCCUUCUGAUGGGCUUGCAACUUCAGAUUUGGCGGCACGAGUUAAAUAUAAGGCCUUCCGGAAAAUUAUAUGCAGUGCAAUUUCUUCAUCAGGAACAUUUUUUUUUCCAACCUUGUGA
Molecule: messenger RNA, 300 nt
Organism: Fraxinus pennsylvanica
Lineage: Eukaryota; Viridiplantae; Streptophyta; Magnoliopsida; Lamiales; Oleaceae
Source: the annotation of a GenBank genome assembly